Molecule: messenger RNA, 564 nt
Organism: Schistosoma intercalatum
Lineage: Eukaryota; Metazoa; Platyhelminthes; Trematoda; Strigeidida; Schistosomatidae
Source: the annotation of a GenBank genome assembly
AUGUAUGUAAAUCGUAAAGAAACACCUAAACCGAAUAGUCGUCGUGUUUCACCUAUUCGAAAUCGACAGUCUCAGAGCUCCGGUCGAAAUAGACAGUUAGUUCAAACACAACAGUCAAGUAAAACAACAGGAAGUGCUUCAAAUGAUAAUCAAAUUAGGCCGAAGAGAAGAGCUGCUCCCUGUGAAAUCGCUUUAAGAGAAAUAAGAGCUUUUCAGCGUAGUACAAAUUUUCUUUUAAGGAAGUUACCAUUUGCACGUUUACUGUCUUUUUUGGCAUUACAAGAAGCUGCGGAAGCAUUUAUUGUUCAUUUAUUCGAAUGCGCACAACGAUGCGCAAUACAUGCAAGACGUGUAACAGUUAUGACCAAUGAUAUACAAUUAGUGACACAUUUACAAAAUAUACCAACUUCAUCACAAUUUACACAUUAUCAUCAUACUAUACAAAGCCAACAACAACUCUCACAUUCGAAACAAUUAAAAUAUAAACAUGCUUCACAGCCUCGGAAAAAAGGUUAUUCUCAACAAUCAGAUGUUGAUGAAGACGAUAGCACUGAUACUUCAUAG